Molecule: messenger RNA, 446 nt
Organism: Dicrocoelium dendriticum
Lineage: Eukaryota; Metazoa; Platyhelminthes; Trematoda; Plagiorchiida; Dicrocoeliidae
Source: the annotation of a GenBank genome assembly
AUGAGUGACGAACAACAGGAGAGCUGGUGUCCGACGCGACGGCACUGCAUGCGAACAUCAUUUGCGCAAAGAGAAACUCUCACAAAACUUGUGCUGGUCGACGGCAAAACUACUCGGGAAGCCGCUGAAGUCGCCGGUGUUAACGCAAGUACGGCAAGGAACAUCAUUAAUGCCUACAAGCGAGAAGGCUCAAAUACACAGCGCACCUGCGGUGGAAACAAUAGGGAGAAGCUGACUCCCAAUGUAUUGCAGCGCGUCGAAGAAGCGGUUGAACGGCACUCUGAGGACACGUUGGUGCAGCUGCAGAUGCGCCUGAGAGAGAAUGGGAUAAACCUAUCAGUAUCCUCUGUCUUCAACGCCCUCAGAAGACUAAAGAUAACUAUCAAAAAGUGUCGUUACGAGCUCGACCGAGUCAACAGUGCCAUGACAAUCGCUAGCCGACAGGC